GUUAAAGAGCUGUAGCUCGUGCGGAAACGUCUUCAUACCGCUGGAUCCUGACUGUGUGGCUCCGUUGAAGCUCGGCGGUUCCUUCAUUGUCUCAUACUCUGAUUCGGGUAAUGGCUAGCAUCUGUCUUGCAAAAAGUCGACAUUUUGUUCGUCAGACAUUCCAUAGUCUUCCAAGCAUGUUAAGCCGUCAAUACAGCCUGAAUAUUACCGGCGAGCUGCUACGGACUCAGGGCUUCAUCAAUGGCGGCUGGGUUUCGGCCUCCUCCAAGUUCCCUGUGCUGGAUCCAGCUACAGGACAAGAGCUGGCACAGGUCUCAGAUUGCGGACCUCAGCAGGCUCAGGAAGCGGUUAGGGCCGCGUACACAGCUUUUUACUCAUGGAAAACUCACACCGCUAAGGAAAGGAGCCUUCUGCUACGGAAAUGGUUUGAUUUGGUCAAUCAGCACAAGGAGGAUCUGGCCAAGCUUAUUACAGCAGAGUGUGGCAAGCCCAUGAAGGAGUCCCUAGCUGAGAUUGCAUACUCUGCGUCUUUUCUUGAGUGGUUCUCUGAGGAAGCUCGCCGUGUCUACGGGGACAUUGUGGCACCAGCAGCCAAGGACCGCAAGAUACUGUUGCUCAAAGAGCCAGUGGGCGUAGCCUCUAUAAUCACACCAUGGAACUUCCCCAGUGCCAUGAUCACAAGAAAGGUGGGAGCGGCCUUGGCGGUUGGCUGUACUGUAGUGGUGAAGCCAGCUGAAGACACGCCCCUUUCUGCUCUAGCUCUUGCUGAGCUAGCAGCGCAGGCCGGAAUCCCUCCUGGAGUGUUUAACGUGGUUCCUUGCUCCAGGGAGAAGGCCCCUGCUGUGGGAGAAAUCCUCUGCACUGACCCUCUAGUGGCUAAAAUUUCUUUCACUGGCUCCACUGCCACCGGCAAGAUACUGCUGAAGCAUGCAGCAGAAACUGUCAAGAGGGUGUCUAUGGAGUUGGGUGGACACGCUCCCUUCAUUGUCUUUGACAGUGCAGAUGUGGACAAAGCUGUAGCUGGGGCAAUGGCUUCCAAGUUUAGAAACUCGGGCCAAACCUGUGUAUGCUCCAACCGCUUCCUGGUGCAGAGUGGGAUUCAUGAUGUGUUUAUGGAAAAGCUGGGGAAGGCCAUGGACGCAGAGCUGCACAUAGGCCAUGGGUUUGACUCCACAACCACACAGGGGCCUCUCAUCAAUGUUCGUGCUGCUGAGAAGGUGCUGCAUCAGAUCACAGAUGCUGUUUCACAUGGGGCUGUAGUACUGAAAGGUGGGAAGAGACUUGAGGGAUCUUUCAUGCAGCCUACACUGCUGUCCAAUGUCACAGCUGACAUGCUCUGUAUGCGAGAGGAGACUUUUGGUCCUCUGAUACCAGUUCUCAAAUUCAACACAGAAGAGGAAGCUCUUGCCAUUUCUAAUGCAUCACAGGUUGGAUUAGCAGGCUACUUUUACUCUCAAGACCUGAGUCAGAUCUGGCGAGUGGCUGAGCAAUUGGAGGUGGGAAUGGUUGGGAUAAACGAGGCUCUUCUCUCCACAGCAGAAGCCUGUUUUGGUGGUGUUAAACAAUCAGGCCUGGGUAGAGAGGGCUCAAAAUAUGGUAUUGAUGAAUACCUGCAAGUGAAGUACAUGUGUUUUGGUGGGCUUAUCUGAGCAUGGUUCUGCUGUUGAUUUUUAUUUUGUACUUGGAUUGUACAUGCUCUGAUCCUAAAUGCACAAAAUUUACGUUGCUCUUUUUUUUUUUUAAAUCUAUCUAUGUUUGUUACAGCGAAAAAGCACUGGAGUUUUGAAAAAAAAAAAGGAAAAGAUUCCUGUUAAACAUGUAUUAAAAUCCUUGAUACAUCUAGAAGUAAAUUGUUUUUGCAGGUGUAUGGCUAAUAGCCUUGUGAAUAAUUGUCAUAUUAAGGAUAUUAUUUUUGUAAAAAUGUUUGCUAUCUCUGAAUAAAAAAUGGCUAACAAGCGAUGGAGUAAUAUUAAAAAAAAUAUUUAGUCUGAAAAUUAUUGUUGUCAAAAGUCUUAAAGUGCCAUGGAUCUGUGACCUGUUUGCCUCUUAUUUGUUUUUAAUAUCUGAAUAAUUUCUUUGUACCUGUUUCAGUGUCAUCUCUACAUGUUGCCCAUACAUUUAAGAAGUUUUGUGAUUCUCAUUAAUCAAAAUGAUUUGUCACAAAAGUAAUCAUUUAAAAAUCUUUUUGGACUGAAAACAACAUAUGUAAAUAAACCAGAUUUUAACACUCUUAA
This is a messenger RNA of Tachysurus fulvidraco (yellow catfish), 2234 nucleotides long. It is a transcript of the gene aldh5a1, whose product is annotated as aldehyde dehydrogenase 5 family, member A1 (succinate-semialdehyde dehydrogenase). The transcript is spliced from 10 exons. Bases 111 to 1649 code for a protein of 512 amino acids. Gene Ontology annotation, biological process: GABA catabolic process. Lineage: Eukaryota; Metazoa; Chordata; Actinopteri; Siluriformes; Bagridae. Gene Ontology annotation, molecular function: succinate-semialdehyde dehydrogenase (NAD+) activity. The record is from RefSeq and is a predicted model, not a curated record.